This is a messenger RNA of Dromaius novaehollandiae (emu), 579 nucleotides long. RefSeq names its product vesicle associated membrane protein 8 (gene VAMP8). Gene Ontology annotation, molecular function: SNAP receptor activity; syntaxin binding. The coding region runs from base 160 to 447 and encodes 95 amino acids. Gene Ontology annotation, cellular component: SNARE complex; plasma membrane; mucin granule. NCBI's taxonomy places the organism in Eukaryota, Metazoa, Chordata, Aves, Casuariiformes, Dromaiidae. The record is from RefSeq and is a predicted model, not a curated record. Gene Ontology annotation, biological process: SNARE complex assembly; vesicle fusion; mucus secretion. The transcript has 3 exons.
CCUCUGCCCCCUGCCCCCCCCCCCCGUGACCUCUGACCCGCGGCCGCCGCCCCCGGAAGGGCCCCGGCGAGGCGAGGCGAGGCGGGGCCGGGCCGCAGGAGGAAGCACCGGGCGGCAGCGGCACCGGCACCGCCAGUGGCCCCGGUCCCGGCCCCAGCCAUGGCGGGCAGCGAGCGGGUGCGGGACCUGCAGAGCGAGGUGGAGGGCGUCAAGACCAUCAUGACGCAGAACGUGGAGCGUAUCCUGGCGCGGGGCGAGAACCUCGACCACCUCCGCAACAAGACCGAGGACCUGGAGGCCACGUCGGAGCAUUUCAAGACGACGUCGCAGAAGGUGGCCCGCAAGUACUGGUGGAAGAACGUGAAGCUGCUCCUCAUCCUCGGCCUCGUGGGCGCCGUCAUCCUCAUCCUCAUCAUCCUCCUCGCCUCGGGCGUCAUCCCCACCUAGACGGGCCGCGCCGGGCACCCGCCCCGCGUGCCUUCGGGGGGGCCCAGGGGCCCCGCGGGUGCCCGGGCGCCGUGGCUCCCCCCCCCCCCCAUGUUUCUCCCCCUUUGCGGGCAAUACAGCGAGUCCCAACGA